Messenger RNA from Plodia interpunctella (Indianmeal moth), 1186 nucleotides. It is a transcript of the gene MED21, whose product is annotated as Mediator complex subunit 21. Gene Ontology annotation, molecular function: transcription coregulator activity. NCBI's taxonomy places the organism in Eukaryota, Metazoa, Arthropoda, Insecta, Lepidoptera, Pyralidae. Gene Ontology annotation, biological process: regulation of transcription by RNA polymerase II. Gene Ontology annotation, cellular component: mediator complex. Bases 133 to 579 code for a protein of 148 amino acids. The transcript has 3 exons. The record is from RefSeq and is a predicted model, not a curated record.
AUCAAAUUUUGAUUGAAUGAAUAGAUGCAAGCUUUUGCUUUUUUUGCAAAAAGAAAUUUGUGGAUUUCUUAAGUUUUCGUAUUUUUUUCCUAUUCUUGCAGUCUUGUUAGUCAGUAAAACUUUUAUACGAAAAUGGCAGAUCGUUUGACCCAGCUUCAAGAUACAAUAAAUCAACAAGCUGAGCACUUUUGUAACAGCAUCGGCAUAUUACAACAGUUCUCCACGCCCAGCAAGUUUCACGGCUUGGACCGAAGCGGUUCUCAGACGCCGCAGCAGCAGCAAAAUCAAGAAGACUAUGCCAUGUUAUUUGCGACUUUGAUAUCGAGAUGUGCUAAGGAUAUCGAUACUUUGAUCGAGUCAUUGCCGAGUGAGGAGAGCUCUGCGGAGCUCCAAGUACAGAGUUUGAGGCGAUUAGAGGCCGAAAAUAAAGAGGCGGCUGAGCAGUUGGAAGAGGUUGUCCGUCAAGGAGAGAUUUUACUAGAAAAGAUACAAGGUGCUCUGAGCGAUAUCGCUCAGUGCCAGCUUGAUAUGCAAAACCCUGCCUUGAUCCUGAACAAGGACAUUAAACCACAGUUAUAGAAUAUGAAGAAGCACGGUGGUUACCACCGUCGGUGAUUAUGUGAAGGGGACAGUGAAAUAAGUGCAUUACUUAAACCCAUAAACAUUUGAGUUAUACUAUUAUCUGUAAAGAAAUGAGUCAGAGCUCAACUCUGACGGUGACAGCUAAGGAAAGAACCUAGAAAAUGCUCCUAAGUCUAAAAAUAAAUAUCAUAAAAUAUAAUUAUGUAAACUUAUAUACCAAUAGUUAUUGAAAAGAUUUACUUAGUGUGCUGUUUUAGCAUUUCUCAUGAAUUGUUGGAGAUACACAUGCCAGUAAAAUGGGCAAGUCACCGGUUGUUGUUUGCCAACUACCAACUGUCCACGUCCCAGUUACUUGCAAUGAAACAUGCAUAUAGCUGGCAUGGCAUGAGUCUUUCCUAAUUUAAUAUAAGAGGAGUGCUUAAUAUUAAGAAGUAGAAGAUUCUCUCCAUAUUUUUUUAAAGUGAAAGAAGUGAAUGAGUAUCUUUACUUUUUAAGUAUCGCCACUUGCUGAUUAAAUAUCAGUUUUGUUCACGAAACAUGUUAUUAGGGUAAGAUAAAUAAAUUCACAGAUAUUGAUAACUUAUAAUAAAAACAUUUAAGCAUU